Sorex araneus (European shrew) is the source of this 1489-nucleotide messenger RNA. RefSeq names its product NADH-cytochrome b5 reductase 3. The transcript has 9 exons. Gene Ontology annotation, molecular function: FAD binding; oxidoreductase activity. The coding region runs from base 137 to 1042 and encodes 301 amino acids. NCBI's taxonomy places the organism in Eukaryota, Metazoa, Chordata, Mammalia, Eulipotyphla, Soricidae. Gene Ontology annotation, cellular component: mitochondrion. The record is from RefSeq and is a predicted model, not a curated record.
AGCGGGGGGGCGUGGCCGGGCGUUCCGGGGGCGUGGCCGUUCGGGCUCCGCCUCCCGCGACGCGGUGGGGGCGUGUCCUGCGCGCGGGCCCGGCCGAUGCGAGCGUUCGGGGCGGCGGAGCACGAUCGUCGGCAUCAUGGGGGCCCAGCUGAGCACGCUGGGCCACGUGGUCCUCUCCCCGGUCUGGUUCCUCUACAGCCUGUUCAUGAAGCUCUUCCAGCGCGCGGCCCCGGCCAUCACCCUCGAGAGCCCCGACGUCAAGUACCCGCUGCGGCUCAUCGACCGCGAGGUCAUCAACCAUGACACCCGGCGCUUCCGCUUCGCCCUGCCCACGCCCGAGCACAUCCUGGGCCUCCCCAUCGGCCAGCACAUCUACCUCUCGGCUCGUGUGGACGGGAACCUGGUCAUCCGGCCUUACACGCCCGUGUCCAGCGACGACGACAAGGGCUACGUGGACCUGGUCGUCAAGGUGUACUUUAAGGACACCCACCCCAAGUUUCCCGCUGGAGGGAAGAUGUCCCAGUACCUGGAGGCCAUGAAGAUCGGGGACACCAUCGAGUUCCGGGGCCCCAACGGGCUGCUGGUCUACCAGGGCAGAGGCAAGUUCGCCAUCCGUCCGGACAAGAAGUCCAGCCCGGUGGUGCGGACGGUGAAGUCUGUGGGCAUGAUCGCAGGAGGCACAGGCAUCACGCCCAUGCUGCAGGUGAUCCGCGCCGUCAUGAAGGACCCCGACGACCACACCGUGUGCCACCUGCUCUUCGCCAACCAGACAGAGAAGGACAUCCUGCUGCGGCCCGAGCUGGAGGAGCUGAGGAAUGAGCACCCCACGCGCUUCAAGCUCUGGUACACAGUUGACAGAGCCCCCGAAGCCUGGGACUACAGCCAGGGCUUCGUGAACGAGGAGAUGAUCCGGGCGCACCUGCCGGCCCCAGAGGAGCAGCCGCUGGUGCUGAUGUGCGGGCCCCCGCCCAUGAUCCAGUACGCCUGCCUGCCCAGCCUGGAGCGCGUGGGCCACCCCACAGAGCGCUGCUUCGCCUUCUGAGAACCCCCGGGGCGCCCACGCCGCAGGGCGAUGCUGCCCGUGCCCCACGCCCUCGCAGAGCGGCCCACGGUCCGGAAUCAGCCCCGAGGGGGACCCCGAGCUCCUCAAGGCCCCCCUUGACAGGCCGUGAGGGGUUCCCGUGGGUGAGGGGGUGCGGGGCGGGGGGCGGCUGUUCUAAACUCACCCCUUUCCCCGGCACAUCCCAACACGGGGACUUGGGGGGGCCAGUUUGUGAGCUCCGGGGGCCGAGCCGAGACGGUGCCUACUCCCUCCGCCACUCGCCCCCCUGCCACCCGCCCGGGCACCGAGCAGAGCCUCGGGCAGACGGCCCGGAGCCUUCUCGGUGGCCCCGACGUUGCCUUCCGACAGCAGCCUGUUCUUAGCCUCGCGCGUGCCGGCUUUUUCAGAGUCAUUUAUGAGCAGAAUAAACCACGAAGUAAAACCGUA